ACAACACUCUCGCAUCAAGCAGAGAUCCAUGCGGAAAAAUAUAUGAUCCUGAUAAGCAUUCCUCCCUCGUCACAGUAUUUUAGAUGGAUCAGUUACUUAAUAAUAUACGAGUCGGGCACAGAGCACAGAGUCGACACCAGAGAGUGCUGGUAUGAUUUUCUGUGAGUAAAAAUAUUUUUAUUCAAACGGUAACAUCUGGUGUACCUACCGCAUUAAAAUAUUUAUCAGUAUACUUCACUCACUCUCGUGUUCACCACAAUAAGUUAAGAUUUCCAAGAUCAAUUGUCUCAAAUCUUCCCUCCCCAGGUUAACAUUAUACUAAGAGUCAUACUAAACAACCAAGGUUCUUGAGGCUCUGAUGGAAAUUCCAGAAAAUUUUCAUGUUUUAUUCCUGCCAUACCUCACUCCAAGCCACAUGAUCCCCCUGGUUGACAUGGGGAGGCUCUUUGCAGCCCGUGGUGUCACCGUGACCAUAAUAACCACUCCACACAAUGCUCUCCUGUUUCGGUCCUCCAUUGAACAAGGCCUCGAAUCAGGCCAUCACAUCGCGGUCCACGAGCUCAAUUUCCCUUCAAGAGAAGUUGGUUUGCCUGAAGGAAUAGAGAAUUUCAAUGCCAUAACAUCCAGUGAAAUGUCCAGUAAGGUCUUUUAUGGGAUCAUGCUACUCAGAAAGCCUAUGGAAGAUUUGAUCAGGAAGCUUUCGCCUAAUUGCAUUUUUUCUGAUAUGUUUUAUCCUUGGACAGCUGAUCUUGCUAGUGAGCUCGGGAUACCAAGGCUUAUGUUUUAUCCAUCAAGCUUCUUGUAUCAUUGUGUUACACAUAGUCUUGGUAUUUAUGCGCCUCAUGAUAGUGUUGAGUCCGAAACAGAGAGUUUCUUGGUUCCAAAUCUUCCUGAAAAGAUUGAGAUGAAAAGAUGUCAGCUGCAAGAGCAUGUUAAGAUUAAAACAAGGUAUGGUGAAUUGAUCAAAGCAAUUAAAGAGUCUGAGCAGAAGAGCUAUGGUUUGGUUCAUCACACUUUUUAUGAGCUUGAGCCUGCUUAUGCAGAUCAUUAUGGUGAAAUCAAGAAAAGUAAGUUCUGGCACAUUGGUCCCAUUUUUCAGUUCUUCAAAAAGGCUGAAACUGAAAGAUCUAGUGGCUCUCCAUCUGAGCAACACUUUUGUUUGAGUUGGUUAGAUUCACAAAAGUCUGAAUCUGUUGUCUUCAUAUGUUUUGGAAGUAUGGUCAGAUUCUCUGAUGCUCAGCUUACUGAGAUCGCAUUAGCCCUCGAGGCCUCCAACACUCAGUUCAUUUGGGUAGUCCGCAAAAUGAUUGAAAAUCAAGAAAAUCAAGAAACGUGGUUGCCUUCAGGGUUCGAAGAAAGAAUUUUGAAAAAUAACAAGGGGUUGAUAGUCCGAGACUGGGUUCCCCAGGUGAAAAUCCUGGAUCAUCCAUCGACAGGAGGGUUCCUGACUCACUGCGGCUGGAACUCAGUGUUGGAAGCAGUUGUGGCUGGAGUGCCACUUGUGACAUGGCCUUUAUUUGCAGAGCAUUUUUACAAUGAAAAGCUUGUUGAGCUUCUUAAGGUUGGUGUAAGAGUAGGUGCUGAGGUCUGGAACUCAGGGUUUGAAAUCAAGAGUCCUCUGCUGGGAAGAGAAAUGAUUCAGAAUGCAUUGUCAAGAUUAAUGGAUGGUUCUGAUGAGUCCGCGAUGAUCAGACGACGAGCAAAGGAGAUUGGAGUCAAGGCUAGAGGUGCAGUCAUGGAAGGAGGGUCAUCAUUUAAUCAAUUAACUAGUCUGAUUGAAGAGAUUAAGGCAACAAUGAUAACAUAGGAUGCUUAUGGGGGCUUCUUUAGAUUAUUGAUCAUUUGUUGGGUACUGGUGUAAUGCACUUAAAUCUAUGAUCUGAAUUUAAAUAAUAUCUUGAAUAAGAUGCCUAUGGGGCACUGUUGGUUUUUAA
Molecule: messenger RNA, 1934 nt
Organism: Daucus carota subsp. sativus
Lineage: Eukaryota; Viridiplantae; Streptophyta; Magnoliopsida; Apiales; Apiaceae
Product: nuatigenin 3-beta-glucosyltransferase
Exons: 1
Coding region: 359-1807 (482 amino acids)
Molecular function (GO): UDP-glucosyltransferase activity
Source: RefSeq, a predicted model, not a curated record